Syngnathoides biaculeatus (alligator pipefish) is the source of this 4762-nucleotide messenger RNA. It is a transcript of the gene ctbp2l, whose product is annotated as C-terminal binding protein 2, like. The transcript is spliced from 9 exons. The coding region runs from base 106 to 3324 and encodes 1072 amino acids. Gene Ontology annotation, molecular function: oxidoreductase activity, acting on the CH-OH group of donors, NAD or NADP as acceptor; transcription corepressor activity; NAD binding. NCBI's taxonomy places the organism in Eukaryota, Metazoa, Chordata, Actinopteri, Syngnathiformes, Syngnathidae. The record is from RefSeq and is a predicted model, not a curated record.
AGUGGAGUUGCACCUUCCUCAAAAGUUGUAUGUUGUGUUAGAAGUUCUAAUGUUUCCGGGGCUGAAUUAUUGAUUCAAGCGUCACAUGAUAGCAUAGACGUAAGAAUGGGGAUGAGGGAGGGACGUACAGGUGCAGAUCAGGUCAGGGUAGCGUUUCGCCUCUUCGCUCCUCCCUUGAUGAUCAGCACAGGUGUAAUUGGAGAGUUGAAACACAACACUUGUGGAUUUUUCCUCUCCUACAGCAGUCCAUUUUUAUCUUCCCUCAUGACUAACCCAAGCGAGCAGUCGCCAUUCAGUACAUAUUGGCUCGAGGGCCAGAAAUACGUGGACGUGAGUCGCUGUCUCUACUGUGGGACCAUUCCCGACUUGAGGCAUUCAUUGACGCUAAACAGAGGUAAAACCGGAAGUUUCUUUCCGCAAUACCUUGAUAUUAAGGCGCAGGCCCCGGUCCCUGGUUCCUCGCCGUGUGAUCGGGUCCACCAACUGGGGCAGCAGCAUCUCGUGCGCCAGACCUCGCAGCCGGAUCUCGGCGACAGCCUUUACCAAAAGGAAGCCAUCUCAGGUCGCAGUGCUGCACUACUUCAUGGUAAUUUUCUGGCCACCCCAACUGGUCAGCCACUCGAAGAGUCCGGGUUUUAUAGAGACAACCAUCACCUGUUCACAAAAUCGGCAUUGCAUCACGGCCACGGAGCGAGGGGGUUGCGGCCUUCCUGGCAUCAAGCACAAGUGAGGGCCACACCUUCUGUGCAGGCCUCUGAUUCUACAGCUACCCCCGUGCACCCGCCCCCGCCACCGCCUCCUCCCCUUCCUGUUCGUGAGCUGAGCCGUUUGUACAGGGAAACCUUGGGAUCCAAGAUUAUCUUGGACGCUCAGCGUAUUGCCGGCAGCUCUCCUCCACCUGCAGUCUACGGACCACAGACUCAUCUUCCCAACUACGCCGCCGAGGAAUCGUCUGUCUCUGCUCACAAGCCGUUAAAUGAUUUCAACAGCUUGUCCCUGAAACUCCGUCAGUCGGCUUCCGCCGGUUCCGCGGUGGAUCCAGCUACCCAGGGAAUGGACGCCACUCUCUCUCGUGCUUACGGAGCUGUAGCCUCACAGAGACUUCCUUAUGACCCGAACUAUGAUCCCAAUACUGCCUUGAUGGCUGCCACAGCUGGAAUACCCUCUGGGUUGCCUCCUCACCAUCCUAGCGCUGCAGACCCCAAGAAGAUGGCAGAUCCUGCCUAUUUAGCAUUUUUACGAGGUGAAGGCUUGGCUGAGAGCACCAUCACUCUCCUGCUGCAACACGGCUUUGAUUCCUUUUCCAUGCUGGGGAUGAUGGAGGACCACGACGUCCGGUCGGUGGCCCCAAAUUUGGCCCAGGCCCGUGUUCUUUCACGCAUUGUGCUCAGUUACAAGACCGGUGUGAGUGCACCACGUACCCGAUCCAACAGCUUCAGCCACCGCAAUGACUAUUACGUGCAGCCCCAAGGUUUGACUAUGGAUCCUGGACUGAUACAGCAACCCCCCACCACUAUCCAGGCGAUGUCUCCCAGAUUGGGGGAGUUUCUCGGGAGAAGACCCAGCAGCGCCCCAUCACAACACCUUCUGGAGACCACCACCACUUAUCCUGCACCGCGCCCUCUGGCAACUGGAGCUUUACCAAUGAGCCCCGGAGGAUAUGGCAAUGCCGUAAACCAGGGAAGACCCAUCUCCAUGUACAACGCCCACACUGGCCUCGCCAUGUCUGCUCUUGGCCAACAGCCCUUAGCUGCCCCAGGAACUCCCGGAACUGCCCCCAAAACCUUCUCAGGCUCUUAUUCCCCCAUGGAGCUGAUGAAAAGAGCCCCCAACCUUCCCCCGGCAUCGCCGGUAGCUACUUCGAGCCCUCUUCACAGCCCGCAACUCCUCCGGAAAGGGAUCAAUGCCGCUCCAGAGAGUAACAUUGUCGCAGCCGCUUCCUCCACAGCUCUCCAAGCGCAAAACCUGAACAACACCAAGUUGGUCGGACGCCGCACCGGUCCACCUGUCAUCGUCUCAACCAUGACCAGCACGCCUGACACAAGUAUCCGGCCCCAAAUCAUGAACGGGCCCAUGCACCCCCGCCCCCUGGUGGCGCUGCUGGACGGGCGCGACUGCACGGUGGAGAUGCCCAUCCUCAAGGACUUGGCCACCGUCGCCUUCUGCGACGCGCAGUCCACGCAGGAGAUUCACGAGAAGGUGCUGAACGAGGCGGUGGGGGCCAUGAUGUACCACACCAUCACCCUGACCAGGGAGGACCUGGAGAAGUUCAAAGCGCUGCGGAUCAUCAUCCGCAUCGGCAGCGGCUACGACAACAUCGACAUUAAAGCCGCCGGAGAGCUCGGCAUCGCCGUGUGCAACAUCCCGUCGGCGGCCGUGGAGGAGACGGCCGACUCCACGCUGUGCCACGUCCUCAACCUCUACCGACGGAACACUUGGCUCUACCAGGCUCUCCGGGAGGGGACGCGGGUCCAGAGCGUGGAGCAGAUCCGCGAGGUGGCGUCCGGCGCCGCGCGCAUCCGGGGGGAGACGCUGGGCCUCAUCGGUUUCGGUCGUUCGGGGCAGGCGGUGGCGGUGCGCGCCAAGGUGUUCGGCUUCAACGUGAUCUUCUACGACCCGUACCUGCAGGACGGCCUGGAGCGCUCGCUGGGCGUGCAGCGCGUCUACACGCUGCAGGAUCUCCUGUACCAGAGCGACUGCGUCUCCCUGCACUGCAACCUCAACGAGCACAACCACCACCUCAUCAACGACUUCACCAUCAAACAGAUGCGUCAGGGCGCGUUCCUGGUGAACACGGCCCGCGGCGGCCUGGUGGACGAGAAGGCGCUGGCCCAGGCCCUGAAGGAGGGCCGGAUACGCGGGGCCGCCUUGGACGUCCACGAGACCGAACCCUUCAGUUUUGCUCAAGGGCCCCUGAAAGACGCCCCCAACCUGAUCUGCACACCUCACACGGCCUGGUACAGCGAGCAAGCCUCUCUGGAAAUGCGAGAAGCCGCCGCCACCGAGAUCCGAAGAGCCAUCACGGGCCGCAUUCCCGACGGCUUGCGAAACUGCGUCAACAAGGAGUUCUUCGUCAGCACGGCGCCCUGGGCCGUCGUGGACCAGCCCCCGGUCCACCCGGAACUCAACGGCGCCGCCUACAGAUACCCGCCGGGCGUGGUCGGCGUGGCGCCGGGCGGCCUCCCCGGGGCGUUGGAGGGCAUGGUGCCCGGCGGGGUGCCCGUCGCCCACACCCUGCCGUCCGGUACGCACCCCUCGCAGGCGCCGUCGCCCAACCAGCCGUCCAAACACAGCGAGCCCAGAGAGCACCUCACCGAGCAAUAGCGGCGACGGGGGACCACCGGACGCCCCCCCCCCUCCCCCCACCCCUCCAUAUUUGGGCCCCCUUUCUAAACCGGGACCAAAAGACAGUGCCCCUUCUUCUGGUGGAAUUUGUACUUUUAAUGUCUUGUUUUUAUUUUUGUAUAUUUUUGGGGGAGGGGGAAACACCAACUGCCGCAGACUUUAUUUUGGGAACGUGCAUCAUCAGCCCCCCCCCCCCCCUUAUUUUUUCAAACCCCUCCUAUUUCCUGCCGCCCUUCCCCAUCUUCUGUAACAUGUUUAGGCUUUCCCACUUUUUCGCUUAAAACUUCAAAAUCAUAACUACGAAAAAAAAAAAAAUUCUGAAAAUUAACAUUUAGCGUGUGCAACAAUUACGAGAAAAAAAAAAAAAACCACCUUGAUUGUUGGAGUCCGCUGUUAGGAAAAGGAAAUUGUGACAAACUUAAAGACUCAGGAAUUACCCCCCCCCCCCCAGUUUCGUUUCAUCAGCGAGAUGAAGAAGCAGUGAAGACAACAACGAGGCACAUUUCCAGAGUCCCGCUACGAAUGAUACGCGUCGUUCCCGUGUGCUCAACUUUUUCUCUCCUACUCUUUUUUUUUUUUUUUUUUUUCCCCCUCUUUGGGCUCAUCCUCGUACUCUUCUUGUCAAAAGCAAUAGCAGAAAACUCCUCGCCGUAGUUUGGCCAUCAUCGCGUGAGGCACCCAGCAAAUAUGCUUUUGUUUUUAGCGUGAGUAUUUGUAUUUGUUUCUUGUAUCAGGUGAACAUUUAGCAUUCAGUGGGGUUCCAAUAAAAUAAUAAAAAAAAAAAAAAAGUUUGAAACAGCACGUUCCCAACUUUUGUAGUUUUAUUUGUGAAAACCACAAGAGGGCGCCACACUAUCCGAUUGUGAAUUUCUUUUUGUUUUUUUUACUGACCAAAUUUGAAUACAACAUUUGGUUCAGGGUGGAACCAGCCUCCUGUCCGAGCCGACGUUAAGGCCCUUGUGAGGAUAGGCGGCUCAGAUAACGGAUGGUAGCCAAAUCAUCUCGGGAAGACGCUACCUAGCUAACAAAGUUCACGCAAAUACAGCAAAGUUACGCUUUUUUCCCCGCUUCCGACUCGUAACUGAGCAGGCCUGGUGAAGGCCUGAACAUUUUCCUCGCAAUUCUGAGGUUCCGGGAUCGAAUCCAGCUUGCCUGUUGGAGAUGUCAAACCAACUCAAUUCAUCAAGACUUACUUAAGUCAAGUCUGGUUGGAAAACCGAACCAGUCUUUAAAGGUCACUUUGAAACCCUAAACCUGUUUUUGAAGCCCACUUUGAAAUCCGAACCGUUUGUCAACCCGACCUUGAAACCCUAAACCAGUUUUAAACCCGACAUUAAAAUCCUAACACUGCUUUUAAAAGCCCAACUCUUGUUUUGAAAUUCAAACCCUCCUUUAGCAAGCACACACGGGAGAAAAA